AUGGCGCCAGACAAGGGCAAGAGCAUCUUCAUUGGGAAUAUCCCUUUCAACAUGAGUGAAGAGGAGAUCGUACACAUGCUCAGUUCAGCCGGCACAGUCACCAAAUUUCGACUCAUGACCAAUCCAGACACAGGCAAACCGAAAGGCUUCGGUUUCGCAGAUUUCUCAGACGCAGACUCAGCCGCCUCGGCAGUACGAAACCUCAAUGAUCAUGAGAUCCAGGGCCGAAAGAUCAGGGUAGACUGGCCUCAUAACAACGAAAAGGACUCGGUACCCCAAGACUACAGUCAAGUCAACACCAGCAACGACAUGGCAGCCGGUCCGCCUGGAGGCCCUCCUGCCCUGCCACCCCUGCCUCUGGGAGUCGACCUACCACCGAACCUGAAAUGCGCCGACGCUAUCUCAAACACCUUGAAAACCCUCCCACCACCUCAACUCCUUGAUAUCCUCUCCCAGAUGAAAACCCUCACCAUGAGCGACCCAGAAACGGCGAAACGCCUGAUGAAAGAAGCCCCUCAACUCGCCUACGCGGUCUUCCAAGCCCUAGUCCUUAUGAACCUGGUCGAUCCAAACGUCCUCGCCACAGUCGUGGAGCAAAACGUACAAGCCAGUAACGCUCAAAUCCCACUUCAGCAGCAGCCGCAACAACAGCAGCCUCCAACAAUCCCGCAGCAGCAGCCUCCACCACCACAGUACGGCUACCCUCCACCUGCGCAGAUGCAGAAUAGGACCAUUCCGACGCCGCAACAGUAUGCUGCUCCGCCACCUCCUCCAGCCCAGAUACCACAACCGCAGGCUACACCACCCGGGAUGUCGCCUGAGCAAAGACAGAUGUUGGAGCAGGUCAUGCAGUUGGAUCAGAGGACCAUUGAUUCGUUGCCGCCGAAUGAGCGCAUGCAGAUCAUGCAAUUGCGGCAGCAAUAUCAGCAGAUGGGUGUAAGAUGA
This is a messenger RNA of Endocarpon pusillum Z07020, 945 nucleotides long. RefSeq lists its product as uncharacterized. Gene Ontology annotation, cellular component: mRNA cleavage and polyadenylation specificity factor complex. Gene Ontology annotation, molecular function: mRNA binding. The transcript has 2 exons. The coding region runs from base 1 to 945 and encodes 314 amino acids. Gene Ontology annotation, biological process: mRNA 3'-end processing. Lineage: Eukaryota; Fungi; Ascomycota; Eurotiomycetes; Verrucariales; Verrucariaceae. The record is from RefSeq and is a predicted model, not a curated record.